UUAAAAUAUCUUAAUCGAGAAAAAGGGAAAAUUAAUAAUGGCGGCUAGGUUUUUGGUGAAAAGACUCACGGCGGUGAAUGUUUCAAGUACUCCGGGGGGAGAUUUCUCCGGUUACGUUCUCCGUCAAGCUACAACCGGAAUCAACUACUUCUCAACCGGAUAUAAGCAAACGGAGGGCACUACUCACUAUGGUCAAGGCUCGAACACUGCAAACGACGAUAAGUCCACAGCGAGUUACGUAUCAGACAAGGCAAAGGAAGGAGUGAAAAAAGCGACCGACGCAGCGAUCAAUGCCGGCGAUAACAUGAAGGAUACGAUGGAAGGGGCCUGGAAAGCGGCCAAGGAAACGGGUCAAAACAUUAGUGAUGCGGUUGCCGGUGAUGAUGAUGGUAGGAUUCAAGAGGAUAAGGUGGCGGUGGAGUUAAAGGAUGUUCAACAGCCUGUGGAUACCACGGAGUAUAGAGGUGUAGAGGAUCUACAUCAGCAAACUGGCGGCGAAGUUAAGUCACCCUAAGGAGUAAGGGCAAAGCUCGUGUUUUGGGGUUUCUCAUAUCGUUUUCUUCUUUUUCUUGCAUUUUUGUUGUUUCAAUGAGAGGUUGCUCAUGGUUCAGGGUUUUAUGACUGGACCCUGGCUUGAUUUCAUUGCAGUUUGUUUUUAGUACUAGCUGAAAGUCCAAUGCAAGCAAAAUAAACAACCGCUCCGAGCAAUUUUAAUUA
This is a messenger RNA of Capsella rubella, 717 nucleotides long. RefSeq lists its product as uncharacterized. Bases 38 to 514 code for a protein of 158 amino acids. Lineage: Eukaryota; Viridiplantae; Streptophyta; Magnoliopsida; Brassicales; Brassicaceae. The record is from RefSeq and is a predicted model, not a curated record. The transcript is spliced from 2 exons.